GUGGACUGCGCAAACGAGAGAGGCGUAAACUCUCCGAAGUCUCAAACUCAAGAUCGUCAUCACCACCACCACCUCCACUCUCUAAUUUCCAGAAAGGGAAGAGAGAAAUAAGGGGGGAAAGAAUGCAGAGGUUGAGGAGAACUUCGCAGCUCCUUCUCAGAUGCCGAUCAUCAGCCUCAGGCUUAUUUUAUGGACAUCAAAGAACUCCUUAUGACUCUAUCAAGCGACCUUAUUGGGAGAAUAAUCACUUGGCAUUUUACUAUACAACGAGCAACCACAUGGGAGCUGUUCAAGCUUCCGUAAAUGUGGGUCUCCACACAAGUCACAAAAUCCCGCGGAGGUCAUUUAGUUCUGCUUCCACAAGUAUACAAAGGAGUCCUUUAUUUUCAACGUUAAAUUCUGAUGAUGUCUCUUAUUUCAAAGAAAUAUUGGGCGACAAAACUGUUAUUCAAGAAGAGGAUAGGUUGCUAGCUGCAAAUGUGGAUUGGAUGGGGAAAUAUAAAGGUUCCAGCCAGCUUUUGCUCUUACCAAAAAGCACAGAAGAGGUGUCUAAAAUUCUCCAGUACUGUAACUCCAGGCGCCUGGCUGUUGUCCCACAAGGAGGUAACACUGGUCUUGUAGGAGGCAGUGUGCCUGUCUAUGAUGAGGUAAUCAUCAAUGUUGGUUCAAUGGACAAGAUAAUUUCCCUUGACAAGGUCAGUGGUAUACUAAUCUGUGAAGCUGGAUGCAUAUUGGAUAACUUAAAUACAUUUUUAGCAAAUGAAGGGUUCGUAAUGCCCCUUGAUUUGGGAGCGAAAGGAAGCUGUCAAAUUGGUGGAAACAUAUCAACAAAUGCGGGAGGCUUGCACUUUAUACGCUAUGGUUCACUUCAUGGAAAUAUUCUUGGCCUCGAAGUUGUCCUAGCUGAUGGAACCAUUCUUGACAUGCUUACAACUUUACGCAAAGACAAUACAGGAUACGACUUGAAGCACUUAUUCAUUGGAAGUGAAGGUACAUUGGGGAUUGUCACGAAGGUCUCAAUACUCACCCCUCCUAAGCUAGUAUCAACUAACGUUGCGUUUCUUGCUUGUGAAGACUUUACAAGUUGUCAGAAAUUACUUUUGGAAGCCAAGAGAGGCCUAGGCGAUGUCAUUUCUGCAUUCGAAUUUAUGGAUAGCCAUUCAAUGGACAUGGUUUUAGGUCAUGUAGAAGGUGUCCGUAACCCUUUACCUCCAUCGCUGCACAAUUUUUAUGUUCUUAUUGAGACAACCGGCAGUGAUGAAUCAUAUGACAAGUAA
Asparagus officinalis (garden asparagus) is the source of this 1277-nucleotide messenger RNA. RefSeq names its product probable D-2-hydroxyglutarate dehydrogenase, mitochondrial. The record is from RefSeq and is a predicted model, not a curated record. NCBI's taxonomy places the organism in Eukaryota, Viridiplantae, Streptophyta, Magnoliopsida, Asparagales, Asparagaceae. Bases 123 to 1277 code for a protein of 384 amino acids. The transcript is spliced from 10 exons. Gene Ontology annotation, cellular component: mitochondrion. Gene Ontology annotation, molecular function: FAD binding; catalytic activity.